GCUAAUUGAGAGGUUGUCUCCAAGGCCAGCCUUCUGCAGUUGCCAGGCAACCAAUGUAAACAGCAGGAAGUCGCAGGAUCAUGGCCACUAACUACAGUGCCAACCAGUACGAAAAAGCAUUCUCACCCAAGUAUCUGCAGAACUGGUGUCUCGCCAAGCCAACGAAAGAGACCAUUCCUGCCCACGAAGGCUACACUCAGAUUAUCGCCAACGACCGGGGCCAUCUGCUGCCUUCAGUGCCCCGUUCCAAGGCAAGUCCUUGGGGUACCUUCAUGGGCACCUGGGAGAUGCCUCUGAAGAUACCCCCUGCUCGGGUGACCCUGACGUCCCGUACAGCUGCUGGUGCUGCCUCCCUCACCAAAUGGAUCCAGAAAAAUCCUGACUUACUCAAGGCCUCCAAUGGGCUUCGUCCAGAAAUCUUGGGCAAGCCCCAGGACCCAGCCAGUCAGAAGAAACCCCAGAACUCUGUCCAGCAAGCUCCAAGUCCAGCCAUCAUCCCAAGGUCCCCAGCCACAGACCUCAGUUCCCCAGAUCAACCCCCCAGUGCACACCCCUCGGCAGGUCACACUCCAGGUCCCCUCAGCCCAGCCAGCACUCCCAAGUGCCCACCCGGAAGCCCAUGCACGUAGGACCGGGUGGGUCCUACUCGAGCCGGGCCAGGAACGCAAACCUGGGACUCUGCGGGCCCACUGAAGCAGCCUGUCUAGAGAUGAGUGAAGGAAGAGCCCGUCGGGGAAAUGACAGGAAUAAAGGUGAAUUUGGGAAAUAAUUACCACUGUUGACUCUUGUGCUGAUUUUGAUUUUUCCCGCCUGCCUCUUAUCACCAAGAACCAGAAGGGUGGGGGAAGGGGAAACAUGACAAAGGCUUGGGGGCACAUUUGUACAAGGACCAAGCUGGUUACACUCCAGAAACGGCCAGAAGUCGGUCGGAAUCACAGCACCCACUCCCACACCCGAUUUUCCUCCCGAGCACCCCAAGGACUCUCCCUGGACACCGCGCAGCGUGCGCGUCCAGAAUCUGAGGCCACUAUCUGGAGCAGCCUCUUUGGUCUAAAUUGCUAUGGGCCAUGUUACUGACCAGCAGGUAGCUGGCUCUCAUGGCUGCUUGCAGAGCAGGUGUGCUGUGAGCCCCAGGCGCUGGCUCAGACGCUAGCUCCUACGCAGGAGGCUGCUUUGUGGGAAGGAUGCCUUGUUCACCAGCCGGGUGCGGCUGCCUGCUUCUGGGACUGCUUGGAAGAACUGUUUGGUCAGAUGGCUCCUUGUUAGCCAUAGCUACUUGGGCUACAAUAAAGACUCUCUUCUAUGCCCACGACUUCUCAUGUCUUCUCCGUCCAAUACCCAGCGUCCCAGCAGGACCCAAGCUGGCGUCAUCGAGCAGGAGGGAGUGAGUCCUCCCAACACUCCUUCCUUCUCGGAGGCGCCUGCGUGGCAGGACAUCUCUGCUGCUUGUACCGAGUCCCUGAAAACCUUCCCAGCUGCAAAACAGACUGUUUCUCUCCUGAGAGAGGUCAGACUGGGGGACGGAAAUGCCUGUGACCAGAGGGAAGCGGGGGACUGGCUCCUCCUCACCGCCAUUCUCUUGGUUUCUCUAGAUUUCAAGGAAGAGUCAAAGACAAAAUUAGUAUUUUAAUCAAUUUCAGAAAAAGAUGUCACAUGAAUGUUGAUUAGAAAACAUGACAAUUAGAGGCUUGUUUUUCUGGAAUUGCAAGGAAAAGAAA
This is a messenger RNA of Myotis davidii, 1718 nucleotides long. It is a transcript of the gene CFAP126, whose product is annotated as cilia and flagella associated protein 126. Lineage: Eukaryota; Metazoa; Chordata; Mammalia; Chiroptera; Vespertilionidae. The record is from RefSeq and is a predicted model, not a curated record. The transcript is spliced from 5 exons. Gene Ontology annotation, biological process: cilium organization. The coding region runs from base 81 to 629 and encodes 182 amino acids. Gene Ontology annotation, cellular component: ciliary basal body.